AUGUCACACUUCGACAAUGUCCCGCCGCUUGAAAGACUCGUCGACGACUAUGCAUUUGGACAUCGCGUGAUGGAGGAUUCUCCAUUUCACGCCUUCAGAGUCCGGGCCUUGCGCCACUGGAUUCAGCUUUGUCACCUCAUCCAAUCGGAAGGCAUGAGCAGUUUUAACGAAGAGGAAAGAAACGCCUUCUGGAUCCUCAGAGAUUUUGUCGCUUCCUCCUAUGCCGUGACAGGGCACAUCUUCAUGGACAUGUUCGAGAGCAUUGGGUGCGUGCACUAUUGCCGCGCGCACCCUGACCACUCAUUUUUGUCGGCGGUGAACGCCUUGAAGUCCGAAGUCGAGACUCGUUUUCGCGAGCUUCGUGAGCAGGGGUAUAUGCCAGAAAACGAUCAUGUCGGGCAAGAUUAUUGCGAUCUGAUGAUGACGAUGUAUUCAAUUGAAAUGUACGCCGGCUCAGAACCUUACCAUUGCGGCCACAUUAGGUCGCGAAUCCGGCGAAAAGCGGCCUUGUCGGCCUAUCAGAAGUCGGAGCCGGGAGCUGUGAUGACUGACGACGUGGAAUUCAUCCAGCGCGGCCCGCUCAUCCGGCCUUGCCCAUGGCUAGAUCACAAUGCGGAGAAAUCGGAAGCUCUGCAGGGGUGGCCCGAAUACCUUUGGCACGUUCAAGAAAAACAGCUUGUUUAUCUCGGAAGUGAUCCAGAACGGCGGAAAAGAUUUCGACUCCAUCAAGAUGCUGAUAUCGGCCGCCCCGAGUAUAUCGCCAUCAGUCACACCUGGGGGCGAUGGACCAAGGACGAUGAAGCUGGGUAUAAAAUGCCCAAUGGUUUCGAGUAUCCCAUUCCGAGAAAUAAGACCUUCGAGGUUGAAGAGAUGCCACGGUAUUUAUGCGACUUUCAGAGGAUCAACAACUUCUCCGCAGACUACGUUUGGCUGGAUUUGCUCUGCAUACCGCAAGGCGACGACGAAAUUUUGAAAGCACUCCUCUUCCUCGAGCAGGUGGAUAUUCUCAUGCUUGCCGAUAGCCGCCACUGCACCGGCAGACGAGCCGAGGCCAUCAUGUCGGCUCUUGGCGCCACCAGGUGGUUCGACCACGUCCGUCAGAAGAUUUAUAAUCCCGAGUCAGACCUGAUUAUGGAUAAGUACCCGGCCAGGUUCAUUGAAGAGGUCCGGCAACUCAUCCCCAACGAGUUCAUGACGUCUUAUAUCAAGGCGCCAACCGAGUGCCUUACUAGAAGUGGCCAAGAAGCACUUGAUUUGAUACUAAACGGAGUAGAUGGCAAGAUCCUGAUUACCCUUUACGAUUUGCGUCAUGUGCUUGGAGAUGACAUUUUUCAAGACUAUAAUAUCAGUGACGACAUCGGGGCUGGCGGCUCGCUUCUCCCAUUCAGCCGCAGGCAACAUGAAUACACCAACUUGCGAAAGGAUAAUUUCCCCGGGGCAGUCCAGGCCCAUAAAUCACUCGAAAAGUGGCAUAUCGAGAAGUCUGGUAGGGUGCACAUCACGACGGCGUGCAUCUUGUCGUCGAAUAAGUCACCGGUCGUCCUAGACGACUCCAAGGUCCAGUCCGUCAAAUUCAUGGGGUUUGUCCCGAGCGCCAUGGAAAGAGCAGACGAGGAGAGUCAGCCCAGUGACGACUCCAACGACAACUCAGAUCCUACGUCCAACGCUCAAAUAGAGGACAUGCAUUUAUGGGUGGCGUCCAGGACGUUCGAGGUCCACUUGAAGCCCCUAGGCCGCCUGGACCACUUCGGCCGCCUCGAUCCCCUCUGCCAUCUAGGCCCGGACGGCCUGACCGAAGCGCAUCUCGGCCUCCUCGAAGACGGCAUCUAG
This is a messenger RNA of Hirsutella rhossiliensis, 1830 nucleotides long. RefSeq lists its product as uncharacterized. The transcript has 5 exons. The record is from RefSeq and is a predicted model, not a curated record. NCBI's taxonomy places the organism in Eukaryota, Fungi, Ascomycota, Sordariomycetes, Hypocreales, Ophiocordycipitaceae. Bases 1 to 1830 code for a protein of 609 amino acids.